AGUGUGUCGAGGUUAUUGUCACCAUUCGAGCUUUGGGCAUUCAAGGAACAACAGUACCUACAAUAAAAACAAAAUGUUUACCUACAUUUGUGCCGUCCUCAUCGUUGCCUGCAACAUUCAAGUAAUCCUAUCGGAAGACGCGCAGUAUGUUCGGAGUCCCAUUUGCCAACAGAAAAAUGGUUAUUACAAAGUGGACGCUAGCUGCGACGCUUACGUAGAGUGCCUCAAUUACCAAGCCAUUGACAUGGUCUGCCCUGAUGGUCUUCAUUACGACCUUGAAGCUAAAUGGCCUGGCUACCCCUGCGGAUAUCCCAUGGAUGUACCCUGUGUAGGCCGUGGUGCUGCCCAAGCCGCUCAGCCAACAGCAGAAUGCCCUCAUCAGUACGGCUACUUCCCAUCACCCCUCGCCACUGUAAACUGUGGCCAGUACCGCAUGUGUAUCGGUGGCAAGGCUAUAGAAAUGAACUGCCCCGCUGGUCUGGCCUUCAACCCUGAAUCUGGACGGUGCGACUGGCCUGACCAGGUCCCUUCAUGCAAAGCUGAUGACUUCCUCGGGUUCUCCUGCCCUGCUCCCCCAGUUGAUGCUGACGGUGCGCCCUUGGACGUCGUCCUAAACUACAAAUACAACAACAACUGCUACUAUUUCUUCUCGUGUGCGAAGGGACAUGCUCGGCUACUCGCCUGUGAUGAGGGUCUUGCCUUCGACCCUGCUUCGGGAAAGUGCAUCGAAGCUGAAUACGUCGACUGCGGAUCCAACCACUAAAAACUGCUUUAAAUAAUUAAUAGUCGAAUUGAAAUAAUAAAUAUUUAUAUAUGAAA
Molecule: messenger RNA, 819 nt
Organism: Spodoptera litura
Lineage: Eukaryota; Metazoa; Arthropoda; Insecta; Lepidoptera; Noctuidae
Product: protein obstructor-E
Cellular component (GO): extracellular region
Molecular function (GO): chitin binding
Source: RefSeq, a predicted model, not a curated record